UGGUUCAGUCCACGCGGAGCCGUCGCUAUGGAGUGAAGCAGCCGCAGAGGCAGAUCCUGAGUGAAGAAGCCACAGCCACGGAGAGAAAGAAAGAGAAAGAGAAGAAGACAGAUUCGUCCACGGAAUUAGAGAGAGACAGCGAGAGCGGGAAUCAUGGAGAGAACUCAGCCACGACACGGACUGAGACUUUUUACAUCACUCCUCAUCUUUUGCGGACUUACACGUGUGAGCAGUAACCAUGUGAUCGUUCCUGAGAAGGUGAAUGCCGUGCUGGGGAAGAACAUCACGCUAGGUUGCAGAAUCGUGGUGGGCUCCAACCUCAGCCUCACUCAGAUCUCCUGGGAACGUCCCGUUUCUUCAGGCACCAUUACACUGGCAGUGUUCAACCCCAAGUAUGGAACGUCAUACUCUGAUGACUACGCCCAGCGCAUCUCAUUUGUGUCCCCCUCAAUACAAGAUGCUACCAUUACCCUCAAAGAGGUUGGCUUUGCGGAUAUCGGCUCCUAUAUCUGCAAAGUGGUGACGUUUCCUCUGGGCAACACUCAAGCGUCAACCUUGGUCAACAUAUUAGUGGAGCCUAAGGUCUACGUGUCCGCCGGCCCCACAGCUCUGCUGGACGGCACGAACGAGUCGCUGGUGGCCACCUGCAUAGCCGAGCGCGGACGUCCCGCCGCCGAGGUCUUCUGGGAGACAGAGCUGUACGGGCGAAGCGAGAGGCAGAAUCAGGAGGAGCCCAACAGCACCACCACUGUUCACGUGCAGUACCUGUGGAAGCCGCAGAGCUACGCCCAGGGGAAGGUGCUCACCUGCGUGGUGCGCCACCCGGCCUUGCAAACAGACUUCCGCAUCCCCUACACGCUGAACAUUCAGUUUGCACCGAUGGUAUCGAUAACUGGACUGGAAAAAAACUGGUAUGUGGGUCAGGAGAAUGUGAAGUUCACCUGUGGAGCCAAAGCCAACCCACCGGCCCGACACUUCACAUGGAUCAGGUUGGAUGGAUUAAUGCCCGAAGGUGUCGAGGUCUCAAACAACACCUUUGCUUUCACCCGCCCGCUGGAGCGGAAUGACUCCGGAGUUUAUCGCUGUGAGGUGAUGAAUGACAUCGGACUCCGCAGUCAGAAUGUUAACCUCUGGGUGCACGAUCCUCCCCCCACCACUGCAGGCCCCAGCACCACUGCACCCCUCCGUCACGACACUUCUAGAACUGGCACUGCCGUGGACCAGCAGAGAGCCCUGUUCACGUCCCCGACCCUGGCCUCUUUAAACGACAGCAGCCUGGGCACCAUCAUCGGCGGGGCCGUGGGUGGAGUUCUGUUCCUGAUCCUGCUGCUCAUCCUGGGCGGGGUUUGUUUCAUGCGUCAGCGCAGAACCUUCAGGGGUGACUACUACACCAAACAGUACCUGGGACCCUCCGACAUGCAGAAGGAGUCCCAGCUGGACGUGCUGCAGCCGCACGAGCUGCAGGAGGUCUACGGCGACAAGACGAGCAAAGGCAGCCAGGAGCUGAAACCAAAACUGGGCGGAGACAUAAUUUACCCCGACUACACCCCCGAACGCAAGGACAGAGACGACUGGGCCGACAAGGGCGACAUCCACAGGAGUCUCAAGGAGGGAAACUACUACCCCGAUCACUACACCCAAAAUAUGCAUCCAUGUGGGCCUCCCGUGCACAGCCCCAUAGGGAACAACGGCUCCCCCUACCUACCGGAGGACUGCUAUGACAAUGGUACGGACAGCGACUAUGUCUCGCACAUGGACGGAUCCGUGAUCUCGCGCAGAGAGUGGUAUGUUUGAGAGGAAGAGAAAAUCAAACGGACAAAAGACUGAGAAUAAUUUAACGAGUGGCAGAUAUAAAUAUCGUUAUCGGUUGUGUCAUUUCGCAGUGAGCUCUUUGAACAGUACUGCUCCACCUUGAUUGUAACCACUUAACCUUAAGGACACGUUUUCUGGAUUGUACUUCAGUCGCGUAGCUUUUUCGACGAGUCACAGAUGCGCCGGUGUCGGCCUCGAGGCCGUGGCUUAAAGAGAAGUCUCAAGUGACGUGAAUGAGUUUUGCAUUUGCACCUGUCUUUAACAGGCCACUGGUCAGGUGUUCAGGCCCUCGUUGCUGAAGUAUUUAUAUCCACGUCUGACUGAGCUCCACUCCCAUAAAAACCUGCUGUGGAAUUUUUCACAGUUGCUCCACUGAGUGCUGACAGCUUUUUCUUACAGGUGAUACCUUUAUCAUGGCUGCAAACCAGUUACACUUACAGCAAAUUAUACUGCAUGGUUUUCUUUUUACACGGCAAAAGAAAAUAUCAUCGAGGUAAAGGGAAAGUCACAUGACUAAAAGGGAGACGUAGAAAGGCAUUUCACUGAGGGGAAAGAAGGACGUUUGUGAGGUUGUGAGAAAAAGUAUCUUGUGUUAAUUAUUCAUGAAUCUUCAGUUCGCCUUUACCAAACAAAGUCAUCAUGUGGUUUUGCUUUGAUGAACUCUGAAAACAAAACCAUGGGAGCAUUUCGUUACACAAAGUCAGGACAGAAAAGUUUAGUCGAAUAAUUAAUUGUUGUUGCUCCGUUUCCCUUUUACAAAAAUCAAACACUAUGUGGUUAUGAAAAGAAAAAAUGUUAAGAAUCAUUUUGUAGGUCCUCUUUUCUGAGCUCAAGCAGUCAGUCGUACUGUAGUUAAAGUUAAAUCAAUUGUUUCCUAUGGCUGUUUCAAAAUAAGAGCCUCAGCACAGGUGGAGGCAUCAAACUGAAACACUUCUCAUUCACUUUAAAUGGAGCCGCAUUAAGUCUUGCCGGAACUUUGCACUGUGGGUCUGUCGCUGAGAAAUGUUUAAUGUUUAAAUGUUUCUGUCCGAGCAGCAGCGUGAGCACCAGGCAGUCAGAUCAUAUUUAUGUGUCGAAGCUCAAAUGUUGUGGGGUUUUUUUUCUGUUUGGUCAUAAUGUGAUCGACAUCACAACAAAGUCCGCUCUGACGGACGCGACAUGUGGCCUCCCGCGUCAGGCCGUUCACACGCAGUGUCUUUUAGGCACAAAUACAUUAUUUUUCAAGAGUGUGUGUUUUGAUACUUUGACCAAAGAUGUCAAAGGUCAAACUGGUCUUUGUCAACUCCAAAAUAAGCUCAGAAACCUCCAUCAUCCAGAUGAAGCUCUGGAAGCAUUUCCUUCAAGAAUUAACAUUUCUUGUUUUUUUCUCUCUUGAUUUCAGAAAAUGUUGAUCAACGUUACCCAAACCUCAAAAUCAUGAUGCAUCAUGAUGUUUUAUCCACACAGUUAUUCACAAAAAAGUUAUUAUUUUCGUCGGGAUGUCUUGAAAUGUCUCGGUUUUGUCCACAAACCAGAAUGAUUCAGUUUCUACCAGAAAAUAUUCACAUUUUAAAAUCACGCUGAAAAAUCUAAAAACCCUCCAACACGACAUUUAAUUGAUUAUGAAAUUAGUUUCCGAUCAACAAAACAGAAGCGCAGCCUCACAGGUGCUGUGGUUCAAGUUGGUUUAACUUGUUUGUUAACCUUGUAUUUCAAGGGUUUUUCUUUGUUAGAAGCUGCAUGUGAACGGCCUUAAACUGACACAUAUUCACUUUACUGUGAAGCAGCAGCAGCAGCAGCAGCAGCAGCAGUGGGAUCAGUAACUUCAGCCUGAUGGAGCUGAUGAAUUUGCUUCAGAUUUCAUGGAUUUCAGGAGUUCAGUUUUCUGUGAAUCCCUGUUUCUUGCGUAGUCCAGAUGAAUCCGGUGCAGGAUUGGCGUCCUGCCGUCACCACAAAGACCCGUAAUCACUAAAUGUAAACACGUCGGGCUGCAGCAUGAAAAUCGUAUAGAUUAGAACACAAAUAUCAGUAUUAAAUGCAGCUCUGGCCGUGAAGACGCACGACUCCGACUGUGUUUGUGUGUCAGCGUCCAUGACAACCGGCCAUCUUCUCCUCCGUCCUCCCUCCCUCCCUCUCGUCCUCCACUUUCUGUCUGCAGAGCUAACACCAAUUGGUCGUUACAGUUUUUUAUUUAAGCGCAGGAUCAAAGCGGCGUGUUAUAACUACCAGAUGUGACUACAACAGCUGUCAUCAUCCGACAUCAUGGGGCUCCGUAAACCGCCAACAGUUUCUCUGCUCGACGCAGCAGCCGCCGCCGCCGCCACAGCCGCCGUGAUUCAUGAUGGCAACUUAGCAAAAACUGAAUCUUAUUUUAUAUAUAAAUAUAUAUAAAAAUACGAUUUUUUUCUUUACUUUGUUUGUGUUUGAAGUUUUAUUCAAAUACCUUGGAAACACUGUGAGGGUCUGACAUCAUUAGUGAUCACACAAGUGGCUCAAAUGUUGAGGUUUGGCUUUGAGCAGACGCAGCGCUGUUCAUGGAAACUAGAAACUUAAUCCACCAGUGGAGAGAAGAAAAAAAAAAAGAGAAGAAAUUUGUUGCAGAACCAUCCAGUUUAGAGCUGUCUCUGUAACGGCUCCCUCCAGGGAUUUAUACAAAUACAGUGUAUAUUAUUUUCUUUUUCCUACAAACAACAAACCCGGCGACGUUUAGUCGAAACAAAAGACCUCAUCACUGAUCUCAUCUCUCACCGUUUGAUUUGAACCUCGCACUUUUCCACUUAGUGCUUCUUUUUUUCCCUGUUUCAGGAUCAAAGCGACCGCUCUAAAUCCUCACAUGAAAGCGAAAGCCUUGUCUUUUUUUAGGAAACUUCCCAGUUUAAUCAAUCAGAGUGUUUGUUUCUCGAAGGAGGAGCUAUAUUUGAGUGUCAGAGUGAGAUCAAAACUGGGGGGGAUUGGUAUAUUUUGAGGUCUCCCUUUUUUUUCUGACUUAUUGGGGUUUUAUAUAGUGUGGGUGCACACUUUCUCUUUUUUUAUCCCUUCUCCACCCUUGUUUUUUCAUGUCAGGGCUUUGGUUGAAGGUUCAGAUGUCUGAGAAUAAACUGCUUUAAUGUUUUUCAGCUCGCUCUCACUCCCAUCAUCGCACACACACACACACACACACACACACGCGGCCGCUGCACAUCUGCCGCUGCUGCCCACACUCAAAGAAGAGCGGGCCUCACCUCAAACCCUCUCAGCUUUUUAAUUAACUCUUGUUUCUCAACGCUUUUGGCGACGGCGAAAUUCUGUCGAUUCAGUGAAAUCGCACAUUUUGCACGAGUCUCUAAACAGCGUUUGAUUGAAAAACGAGUCGUGUUACUUUCAUAAUCGAUGAAUCCAUCGAUAGUUUUCUCGAAAAAUGUCAGAAAAUGUUUCCCAAACCUGGAAAUGAUUCAGUUUUAAUGAUUUCUUUGUGAUCUGGAGCGAAGAAACCAGAAAAUACUCACAUUUAAGAAGCUGAAAAAUCAGAAAACUUCUGUAAAAAUCAUUACAGCCCUAAAAAUGAACUGAAGCGAUGAAUGUUUGCCUUUUUUUUGGAUCUGUUACUUUUUGUCUUGGUUUGCAUGUAAGUUAUUUCGCUGCAACCGCGCUCAUAAUUUCCCAUCGCUAACGUUUGUAUACAUGUACAUAAUGCUGAUAGUUAAGGAUUAGCUGUUUCUCUCAUGGUUUAGUUUAUGUUAUGUUCAUGUACAGUUUUGUUUUUCUGGUCUCCCCUACUGAAGCGUCGGUGCCUUAGAAAUGGCUGAGCAAUGCACAGAAACUUUAAAAAAAAAACCAAAAAAAAAAAUUACUGAAAGGUUUCCACAUAAUUUAAUAUCAUUACAUUGUCUUCCACUGCCGGAUUUUACGAGUCGUCGCAGUAGACAAGAGGUUGAUUGUCGCGCCUUAAACACUUUGAACGGACACGAGUGUAACACGAGUUAGUUACCGAGAAAAAGGAAAAACAAAAGUAUAGUUUCACUGGGAUUUGAGGAAAGCCAGAUUCAAAGAAAAUAUUAUUGUCCUGUAAAUAAGCUGGCUGUUUUUUGUUUUUUUAUUGUUAUUAUAAUUAUUAUUAUUGUUGAGAAUAAUUAUUUUUUUGUAUGAGGUCUGUCAUUUUCACAGAGUAUUAGUUUGAGCAGCGACGCUGUUUUCUCUGCAGUUUUCUGUUUUGUUCUGAAGAGUUUCUGACCGAUUGUGUUUUGGUUUUGUUCUCCAUUGAAUGAUUGAUGUCUCACAGGAAUCGGAGAUGACGGUGCAGAAGCUUGUAUUUUUGUUCCUUUGUUUGCAAUAAAAAGAGCAUCAUUAUUGCA
Solea solea (common sole) is the source of this 6122-nucleotide messenger RNA. RefSeq names its product nectin cell adhesion molecule 3a (gene nectin3a). The coding region runs from base 154 to 1794 and encodes 546 amino acids. The record is from RefSeq and is a predicted model, not a curated record. The transcript is spliced from 6 exons. NCBI's taxonomy places the organism in Eukaryota, Metazoa, Chordata, Actinopteri, Pleuronectiformes, Soleidae. Gene Ontology annotation, cellular component: adherens junction; apical junction complex. Gene Ontology annotation, biological process: heterophilic cell-cell adhesion; homophilic cell-cell adhesion.